This is a messenger RNA of Podarcis muralis (Common wall lizard), 2920 nucleotides long. NCBI's taxonomy places the organism in Eukaryota, Metazoa, Chordata, Lepidosauria, Squamata, Lacertidae. The record is from RefSeq and is a predicted model, not a curated record.
UGAAAAGAACAUCAAGUUUCUAGCACAAUAUUGGUGAGGAUAACCUCAAAACUGCUAGCACAAUGUCUGUGAAAUCUCAAAAGGCAAAACAGCUUGAUUCAGCACAAAGGACAUCAGUGUGGUCUGAAUCCGAGCAUAUGACAAUUGUAUGGACAAUACAGGGAGCAAGCGGGUUAAGGAUGUUUGCCAACACUGCACUGCUGCUAGCUCAUCCUCUAGACAUGCACAUUUUAGGACUGCCCUUGUCUAGAGGAUGAGCUAGCAGCAGUGUAAUAUUUUUUGCCGGUGAAAUGGCUUAGUUCCUCAGUCAUGAGUAGAAUAGUGAUGCCACAUGCAUUUUCUCUCGCAGAUCCUGAUCUACCCAGGCCCAGCAUUUCUUUUCAUCCUAGUCCAAUGCCACAGCUGGGGGAAAACAUCACCAUUCAGUGCUCUGUCAAUAAUUCAUACAAGGCAUGGUAUCUUUAUAAGGAUGAUGGUAAGAAGGAAUUACAGUCAGUGGAGGCAAGUAGCUCUGAUGCUGUGUUCCUCAUCAAGAAUGUGAGUGAAGCUGACGGAGGGAGCUACUACUGCAAUUAUAGACCCCAGUCAGGGUCCUUCAUCUCGGAGGCAAGUAAUAUCGUGGACCUUUACCUAGUAGGUGAGGAUCUUCACGAUAUUAACUUGCUAGCCUCUCCUGCCUCACUAAUCACCCCCACACUUCCAGCAGUUGUCUUGGAGGACCACCUAGAGAGCGACCACACCCUGGUGAACAUCAUUCGCUUUGUCAUAGGUGGUCUGGUCACUGUACUCCUUGGCUAUAUAUUGACUUUGGAUCGGCGUUUCCAAAGGGAGCAUGUACACUAGGUGAAGUCUUCGGAGGUGGUUUCACAUGUGUGCUACAUUGGUCUUUGCCUGCCUGGUGCCUUCCAGACCAAACUACUGCUCUCAUCAGCCCGCAUGUGCUGUCUAAGGCUGCUAGGAGAACAGCAGAACUUGGAGGACCACUGAUUCCUGUCUUUUCUUUACAUGUUCCCAGAUUCAAACAAAAGUUUUUUAAAAAACCAACCAAACAAAAAAAGAUUCAUUUUCAACUACAUGGAAAAAAACAUAUUUUAUAUGUGAAUGAAAAUAACAGUAUUCAAAUGUCCCUUGUAAAAUAUGUUACUAUUUGCAGCUAUUAGUAACAUCUUCAAGUGAGAAAAUCAUAAAAUUGUUGAAGUCAACCGUGAUGUUCCGGUGUUUGUGUAAAUAGUAUUGUAUGUAUAUGUAAUAAUAUUAGAGUUAUAUGAGGUACUGUAAAUGUGUAGGCAAGCUUAGCUCAUUUUUUUUAGUUGCUAUUUUGUUAGUAUUGUUUCUAUUGUUUUAUAGAUUAUAUAUGCCAUAUUGAUUUGUUUAUCCUAUAGUAUGACUUGUGCUGUAUUUGUGAUGUUUAGCUUAUUAGUGGCUGUUUCAUUAAUAGUCUUUUAUGGAUUCUAAUUGUUUUAUUGAUUGUUAAUUAUUUUACUAUGAUUUAUACUGUAUUUGGGAAUUUCUGUUAUGUUUUGUUAUAUGGCUGUUAUUGUUUGUAAGCCUCUUUGAGAUUCUUUUGAAAGAAAAGCAGCCUAGAAAUACAAUAAAUCAUGUCAAAUCAAUCAAAUCAAGAAUAAUAUGCAAAUUAAUGGCAUUUGUUGUUGGGAGGUGGGUGCUUGGAAUGUUGCUAGUGAAUGGUGAUUGGACAGAAGUUUUGAAAAAGGAGUUUGAAUUCUUCUGGGGGACAGUUGAGAGAGGCAGUUGAGUUUGAAAUUGAACUUGGAGUGACAGUUGGUUAUGGAUGUGGAGAGAGAGUAUUUGGUGGGGAGCAGGGCUGGUAUGAUGGAGCAGGGCCAGUAUUGUUUUAAAUGAAUCAAAAUAACCAGAUAAGAUAAAUAAAAAAUGAAACCAUGUGCUUCUCUACACUGCUACCCUAUAACUAAAGAGAAAAAUGUUCCAGAAGGUAAGGACCCGACAAGGCUGGAUAGAGUGGGGAAAUGACUCCAGUAGCCUCAAACCUUUUAGAUAUCACAUGCCUUCAGCAUCUUUGACUUUCAUUCUUUGGGGCUCUUCCAAUCUCCAAGGUUUGACAGGCAUCCAGCAUUGCAUGCAGAUGCCUGUCAUUCAGUCUGGUUGGCCACUCAUGAAGUUUUGGGAUUUUGAUUGGGGAGGGCAUGUUCUUCAAAGGCACUCUACAUAGGGCAUGUUGUGUGAUUUCUCGAAUCACAUAGUUGAUAGCAUAAUCACUGUCAUUUUAAACUAAAAAAUGGAAGAGAACACACACCAUUCUAAGCUGGUUUUUAAAAUAUCUAAGGCGGCACUCUUGGCCACUACAGCCACAUUCAGGGGCAGUGUCAGAUCCAAAAGCCUAUCCAAGCUUCAAACUUGAGUCCUCAGGGUGAGUGCAGCCGCACCUAAAACUAUUUAUACAUCUACCCCAGAAUCCCUAAGCACGUUCAUCUUGUUUUGAUAUAACACACACACACACGCACACGCACUUAUAAAUUGUAUCUCAUGUAAAGUGUCAAGGCAGCAUACCGCAAUAUAAAUGCGAUAAAAUGUCAUAAAAACAGUACAAUAUGUAUUGCAGUGGUUCUGGUCCUUCCUGGAGAACAAGUCCCAGAAGGUGGUUCUGAGAGUAUAUUGGCAAGGUUCUUUCUUGCUUCCUGUGCUUAUUACUUUCUGUGUGAGUGAGAUUGUCUAGAUAUUUGGGCUCAAGUGCUGCCAGGGUGUCGAGGACACCCACCUCAUCCUCUCACUCUGCCAUCUGCUGCUAGAGAAGUAGUGGAAGUUCUUAGAGGGUAUCUGGGGUGGUGGUGGCAUGAACUGAAUGAAAAUUAUGAUACGUGAUGCAAGAGAACCAAUAAGGACACGAUUCCCAGGUAAGGCCCCCCCCCUAUUGUGUGGGCAGGUGGUCCCUCCCCCUACCUGG